Molecule: messenger RNA, 606 nt
Organism: Plasmodium gallinaceum
Lineage: Eukaryota; Apicomplexa; Aconoidasida; Haemosporida; Plasmodiidae
Product: ras-related protein Rab-18, putative
Exons: 4
Coding region: 1-606 (201 amino acids)
Molecular function (GO): GTP binding; GTPase activity
Source: RefSeq, a predicted model, not a curated record
AUGAAAAAUAAAAAUAAAUAUGAUUAUCUAUUAAAAUUACUACUAGUAGGUGAUUCCAGUGUAGGAAAAAGUAGUAUAUUAUGCAGAUAUUCCGAUAAUCAAUUUGAGGAAAAAGUUUUAUCAACAAUAGGUAUUGAUUUUAAGGUAAAAUAUUUAAGAAUAGAUAAUAAGACAAUAAAAGUGGGUAUUUGGGAUACAGCUGGUCAAGAGAGAUUUCGGACUUUAACUUCAGCUUAUUAUCGAAAUGCGCAUGCUAUUAUUCUUGUAUAUGAUUGUACUGUUAGGGAAUCAUUUGAAAAUUUAGAUGUGUGGAUAAAUGAAAUUGAUAAGUAUUCUACAAAUAAAAACGCUAUUAAAAUGUUAGUUGCUAAUAAAAUUGAUAAACCAAAUCAUGAAGUAACAAAAAGUGAAGGGAAAAAUUUUGCUUUUGAAAAUAACAUGCUUUUUUGUGAAACUAGUGCUAAAAAUGAUAUUAAUAUAACAUACUGCUUUGAAGAAUUGAUUCAACAAAUAUUAAAUAAUCCAUCUUUAUUAGAAUUAAGUUUUGUUACUAAAAAUUUUAAAUUAGGAAGGAAAGAAGAAAACAGAUCUAAUUGUGUUUGUUAA